GCAAUCAGGUCGUGGAAACUUCUCCAUAAACACCGGCAAUCGACGUAGAGGUCUGCAAACAAUGCCCUCAAUCUCACUGCUGGCAGUGGCUGUCUCGCAGACAUCUUGAGGCCUCCGACUUCCACAACUGUGAAAAAGAAGGUUUUCUUCUCAUAGAUCAACCUGAAGAUGAUGAAACUGCUCAAAUUCGUGCACGGAGUGCCGGUGCCCCGAUUCUUUCCAGACGACGCCGUCAUUUCGGCGCUCUCCUACGAGCCGCAACCCGGGGACGUCUUCAUUGUCACGUACCCAAAAUGCGGCACGACUUGGGUCCAGUGCAUCGCAUACGGAAUCUACAACGACGGCCAGCCACCACCGGAUCUCGCCGGAUUCCUGGCGAAGUCCCCGUACAUCGAGCUCUUCGGCGCUGACGCUGUGAAAUCCAUGCCUCGACCGGGUACCAUCAAGACCCACCUGCCUUUCGACGAGCGGAGAUUUUCAUCCCGUGCGAAGUACAUAUACGUCGCCAGGAAUCCGUACGACGUGUGUGUCUCUCUGUACCAUCACUUCAGAACUCAGACCGUCGCCGCGAAAGAACCUAUAGGUUUCGACGAGUGCCUCCGAUGUUUUGUUUCCGGUGAUAUAAACUUCGGCAGCUACUUGGAAGACAGCUUGAUCCCUUGGUACAACCGCAGACACGAGAGUAACGUACUUUUCCUGACCUACGAGGACCUCCACGCUGACGUCAAGCCGCAAGUGAAGAGGAUCGCCGAGUUCCUUGGUGAACACUACGCUCGCCUAAUCUCCAGGGACUCCGCAAUGCUGCAGCGAGUCGUCGACAUGUCCACAAAGCAAAGCAUGCGUCCAUUCUUCAGAGACUUUAUAACGGCCAACUUCGAGUUUGUGGUGGACCAUAGAAACAGUAAAAACAUUCCAGUGACCAGGGAGGUGUUGGGUGUCCUGGAGUUUCUUCGGAGCAGACCACCAGGACACGAGUUCGUGCGUAAUGGGACCGUUGGUGGCUACAAGGACGUCCUGAGUGAUUUCCAUAAAGAGGUACUGAGGGAGUGGAUUUCCGCGAAGGCUUCUGGGAGCGAUGUUAUGAACCUCUGGCCGAGCACCAAUAUUGCAUAGCCCCAUUCCACGUGACAUACUGACGAGGUUCAAGUACGCACACUUCGGUUGAUACCGUGUAAAUUAAACACAAUAUUGGCUUUGGUAAACCAGCAAUAAUAGGUACCCAUAUCUAAUAAAACCUCACGUUCUGACUGUUAUAUUCUAAAGUGAUAACAAAACAUUAAAUAUUAGCAUUGCGUUAUGCUGCAUGAAGCUACGAGCGACGCCAUGUUUAAAAGACCCUGAAAUGAUAUUGUUGGAUAAUAUUGUCACGGGGAUUAAUCUGAAGCCAUAUAGAACGACAAAAUGCCAACACUUUUUAAACGUGUUAAGUAAAUAUCCGUCACAAGGUAGCGCUGUCAUGAAGGUCUUGAACAGAAUUCUGUUUGAAAUUUUGUUUAAAGGAGCAUCGCCACUUUCUGCGAGCACUUCUGCUUUUCUAUAAGUACAAUUUCUCAUAUUUCGAUUCUUUUAUGUCACACCAACAAACGUAAGCGACCUGCUGAAUUGAACGCGAACAAGCAACGUCCUCUAAACGUGGCUGGUGAUAUUUGAUGUCACACAAGAAUAACCGCUGCGCGAUGCUGUGGUGCAGCUGCUGUGGUACUAGCGUGCCGCUUAUGCCGGUACCAAAGCUCAUCGCAACGACCGGCGAGUUAUGACGAAGUGUGCUGUCACCCUUGAAAGAGGCAGCGCAGUUUUCCACCGCUGUGGGAACAACACAAAUGAACUUGAAGCAGUGACAACAUGGCCCGCAGAGUACUUAGUAGUCAACAUAUCUGCUGGUAGAAGGUUGUUUCGAGCACAUUCGCCAGAUUACCUCGUAUAUUACAAGACCCGUUCCCCACAUUCGAUAGAAUGUUUUAAACUCAUUUCAAUCUAGGUAAAGGAGCGUAUUUUGCGCUGACCACUCAGAAUACUGCUUCUGCCAUGAAAAGUGGAACCCGCUAGAUACAUUGUACGCAAAAGCAGAACGUAUUUCGCUGAGUCACAACGACAGAGAAAACAGUUAGACGCAAGGGUAGGCACAUAUUAAAGUACACUAAACCUGUCAUCUUCGAGUUGUGGCAGCCCCUUGGAAUUUUAAUUCUGACUUUCUAAUUAUUGAUAAGAGACAAGACAUGUUGGAAGAAGUCUUAGAAACCUCCACGUUUCCGUUACUGCGUGUUCCGCGAG
Molecule: messenger RNA, 2271 nt
Organism: Rhipicephalus sanguineus (brown dog tick)
Lineage: Eukaryota; Metazoa; Arthropoda; Arachnida; Ixodida; Ixodidae
Product: sulfotransferase 1A1
Exons: 2
Coding region: 169-1113 (314 amino acids)
Biological process (GO): sulfation
Cellular component (GO): cytoplasm
Molecular function (GO): sulfotransferase activity
Source: RefSeq, a predicted model, not a curated record